GUGCACGCCCGGGCUGGGCGCUCAGAGGUCGGGUGGGCGCCCGCUCCGCUGCGCGCACACCGCCCGGCGAGAGGCUCGGAGUUUAAUCACACACAGCGUCCGGCUUCCUGUCCCCAGCGCCCCCUCCCGCCCCGUUUCCCUUGCCCCUCCCUCUCCCCAGCCCGAUCCGCCCGCCGGCUCCCCCUCCCCCGAUCCCUCGGGUCCCGGGAUGGGGGGGCGGUGAGGCAGGCACAGCCCCCCGCCCCCAUGGCCGCCCGUCGGAGCCAGAGGCGGAGGGGGCGCCGGGGGGAGCCGGGCACCGCCCUGCUGGUCCCGCUCGCGCUGGGCCUGGGCCUGGCGCUGGCCUGCCUCGGCCUCCUGCUGGCCGUGGUCAGCUUGGGGAGCCGGGCAUCGCUGUCCGCCCAGCAGGAGCCUGCCCAGGAUGAGCUGGUGGCAGAGGAGGACCAGGACCCGUCGGAACUGAAUCCCCAGACAGAAGAAAGGCAGGAUCCUGCACCUUUCCUGAACCGACUAGUUCGGCCUCGCAGAAGUGCACCUAAAGGCCGGAAAACACGGGCUCGAAGAGCGAUCGCAGCCCAUUAUGAAGUUCAUCCACGACCUGGACAGGACGGAGCACAGGCAGGUGUGGACGGGACAGUGAGUGGCUGGGAGGAAGCCAGAAUCAACAGCUCCAGCCCUCUGCGCUACAACCGCCAGAUCGGGGAGUUUAUAGUCACCCGGGCUGGGCUCUACUACCUGUACUGUCAGGUGCACUUUGAUGAGGGGAAGGCUGUCUACCUGAAGCUGGACUUGCUGGUGGAUGGUGUGCUGGCCCUGCGCUGCCUGGAGGAAUUCUCAGCCACUGCGGCGAGUUCCCUCGGGCCCCAGCUCCGCCUCUGCCAGGUGUCUGGGCUGUUGGCCCUGCGGCCAGGGUCCUCCCUGCGGAUCCGCACCCUCCCCUGGGCCCAUCUCAAGGCUGCCCCCUUCCUCACCUACUUCGGACUCUUCCAGGUUCACUGAGGGGCCCUGGUCUCCCCGCAGUCGUCCCAGGCUGCCGGCUCCCCUCGGCAGCUCUCUGGGUACCUAGUCCCCUCUGCCCCACCCUCAGCUGCUCUUUGCUCCAGACCUGCCCCUCCCUCUAGAGGCUGCCUGGGCCUGUUCACGUGUUUUCCAUCCCACAUAAAUACAAUAUUCCCACUCUUAUCUUACAACGCCCCCCACCGCCCACUCUCCACCUCACUAGCUCCCCAAUCCCUGAACCUUUGAGGCCCCCAGUGAUCUCGACUGCCCCCUGGCCACAGACCCCCAGGGCAUUGUGUUCACUGUACUCUGUGGGCAAGGAUGGGUCCAGAAGACCCCACUUCAGGCACUAAGAGGGGUCCAGGGGCUUCCUGGACCUGGCGGCAGGAAGCCAAAGAGACUGGGUCUAGGCCAGGAGUUCCCAAAUGUGAGGGGCGAGAAACAAGCUCCUCCCUUGAGAAUUCCCUGUGGAUUUUUAAAACAGAUAUUAUUUUUAUUAUUAUUGUGACAAAAUGUUGAUAAAUGGAUAUUAAAUACAAUAAGUCA
This is a messenger RNA of Pongo pygmaeus (Bornean orangutan), 1545 nucleotides long. RefSeq names its product TNF superfamily member 12 (gene TNFSF12). The record is from RefSeq and is a predicted model, not a curated record. NCBI's taxonomy places the organism in Eukaryota, Metazoa, Chordata, Mammalia, Primates, Hominidae. The transcript has 7 exons. Gene Ontology annotation, cellular component: membrane. Gene Ontology annotation, biological process: immune response; extrinsic apoptotic signaling pathway. Gene Ontology annotation, molecular function: tumor necrosis factor receptor binding; receptor ligand activity. Bases 247 to 999 code for a protein of 250 amino acids.